This is a messenger RNA of Phytophthora infestans T30-4, 1695 nucleotides long. RefSeq names its product Major Facilitator Superfamily (MFS). Gene Ontology annotation, biological process: transmembrane transport. The transcript has a single exon. Bases 1 to 1695 code for a protein of 564 amino acids. The record is from RefSeq and is a predicted model, not a curated record. Gene Ontology annotation, molecular function: transmembrane transporter activity. NCBI's taxonomy places the organism in Eukaryota, Oomycota, Peronosporomycetes, Peronosporales, Peronosporaceae. Gene Ontology annotation, cellular component: membrane.
AUGGAGAGCACGGAACUGCUCGGGAGCGAAGCCAUCGCCACUCCCCAAGUUUCCGUCUACGAUCCUGUGGCUACCAGCGCAGUCUUCUCCACGCACUCUGAAGACGACGUCCCCGAGACCGCGUCUUUGCUUUCAGAACCGCUACUAAACUCCGACUCCAAUUCAAGAAAAAUGCCCCAGGUCGGCCGGCAAGGCGCCAUCGUGCUGCUAUGCCUUAUUAACCUGGUCAACUACAUCGACCGCGGCAUCAUUCCUGGCGCGCCCGAGAAGUUCAACCAGUUCAUCACUGACACUCUGGGUGUGAGUGUGCUGCGUCAGUCCGUGUACUUCGGUCUGUUGACCUCAGCAUUCAUUGCAAGUUACUCCAUCUUCUCCAUGGUGUUCGGCUACUUUGCACUGACACACCGACCAUUCCGUAUCAUUGCGUUGGGUAUGACCGUGUGGGUGGUAGCCGUGGCCAUCUGUGGUAUGGCUCAGGCCUCCCAGAGUUACUACGUACUGAUGGCGGGUCGUCUUAUCAGCGGUGUCGGUGAAGCUUCGUUCCAGUGUACAGCAACACCUUUCAUCAACCGCUAUGCGCCACCAGCGAAGCGCUCUCUUUAUCUGGGUAUUUACCUGGCUUCCAUCACUGUGGGAACUGCGGUUGGAUAUAUCUAUGGAUCCAUCUUCGCCAGCUCAGGAUUUGGCUGGGCAGGGGCUUAUUUCGUGGAGGGUAUUAUUAUGAUCGUAUUCAUUAUCUGCUGCCUUACUAUUGUACCGGACGAGCUGAACCAGAUCCCGGUUAAUGAAGUGGACCGUGAAGAGAUUGAGAGUAAGCAGAGUGAACUGGCGGUAGUGCCUCACACUCCUGGAGACGAUGACAAGCAGAGUGCGACCGCAUAUAUGGAAGAUAAAGACCGCGCUCAGCACAGCCGCCUCGUACACAAGACGUCAUUUUUUGUGGAGUGGUGGGCCAUCUUCAGCAACGUGCCGUUCAUGCUGAUCAUCCUCGGACACGCGGCGUACACUUUCUCUCUGGCAGCCAUGAGCACCUUUAGCCCUGCUAUCUUCAUUGGUCUGGGUCUGUUCGAGGACGAGACGACGGUGUCACUUAUGUUUGGUGGACUUGUAGCCAUCACCGGUACCAUUGGUACGCCUCUGGGAGGAAUUUUGGUCGACUACCUCGCAAAGAAGAAGCCCAACGAGAUUGGCCGUCGCUGCAUGAUCUCCGUAUACGCGCUGUUCUACUUCAUGCUGGCUGCGGUUGUGUUCGGACUCAUUAUGGUGGCAUUUGCCAGCACCAAGAUGCUGUGUUUGGCUUUCCUCACGCUCUGCCUCUUCUUCAUGUGUGCGUUAUCCGUUCCCGAGACGAUUGCCGUGCUUGAGCUCUUCCCAAAGUCGCGUCAGUCGAUGGCCGUAGCAGCCAAUACGCUGGUCAUUCACGCUCUGGGUGACGUGCCGUCCCCUAUUAUUCUGGGCGCUAUCAAGGACUCAUGGGCUCCCCACUGUGGCACCGUAGAGAUCGACGGCGAGGCAGAGCUUAACCCAGAUUGUUCGGAGGACCACGCCGGUCUUCGUGACGUGCUGCUGUUUGCAGUGGUCUGGCUGGCGUGGGGUGUCAUGCUGUGGGGCGCUUCCGUCAUCGUUGUGAAGCGGAGACAGAAGGAGGAGAUGCAGCGCGUGGCCCGUGGUGGUGUGAGUGAUGGCUUGUUGUAA